Molecule: messenger RNA, 828 nt
Organism: Myotis davidii
Lineage: Eukaryota; Metazoa; Chordata; Mammalia; Chiroptera; Vespertilionidae
Product: interferon-induced transmembrane protein 3
Exons: 2
Coding region: 449-802 (117 amino acids)
Biological process (GO): response to type II interferon; host-mediated suppression of symbiont invasion; response to interferon-beta
Cellular component (GO): plasma membrane
Source: RefSeq, a predicted model, not a curated record
CUCGCAGAACGCAGAGGAAGGCUCAACCAAGAAAAAAGAAGUGGAUCAGCGCAGAGCUCCCCCCGGGCGGGAGUGCGGGGUCUGGGUGAUGACAGGUGGGGCCCUGCCGGGGGUGGGGGGGGAGUGGGGGAGGGAAACAUCCCCAGGGCCCAGCACAGCCUCCCUGAGCGGCCAAGACAAGUCCUGACUUGAGUGCCAGGGUGGGCGGCCCUCCCCCGCAGACCACAGCCUACCUCCCGGGGCUCGAGCAUAACGUAAUCUCCUAGGAACAAGUCAAAUCACCAAUUUACAAAACACCCGGAAAGGGACACUUCUGAGAAAUCAGUUACCCCAGGGAGGGAGGGCGGGGCCUGCGCCGUCCCAGCAGCUGCAGACACUCCGCUCAGGUCUCUGCCUUGGGAAGCAUCUGCCUUCUUCACCUGGGACCCACCUGCUCCCCAAACCAGAGAUGAUCAAGGAGCAACACGAGGUGUCUGUGCUGGGGGCUCCCCAGAGCCCCAGGCCCAUGAUGUCCACCGUGGUCCACGUCCAGGCUGACACCGUGGUGCCCGACCACAUCGUCUGGUCCCUGUUCAACACCGUCUUCUUCAACUAUUUCUGUCUGGGCUUCGUGGCGUUCGCCUACUCCGUGAAGUCCAGGGACCGGAAGAUGGUGGGAGACGUGAUGGGGGCCCAGGACCAUGGGUCCACCGCCAAGUGCCUGAACAUCGUAGCCCUGGUCUUGGGCCUCGUUAUGACCAUCGGACUCAUUGUUCUUGUGGCUUUGUACCCAGGACUCUUCUAUGUGAGGAUAGGGGUCUAGCGGAACGGCAGAGGCUUCUAGUCGCC